Molecule: messenger RNA, 2654 nt
Organism: Magallana angulata
Lineage: Eukaryota; Metazoa; Mollusca; Bivalvia; Ostreida; Ostreidae
Product: E3 ubiquitin-protein ligase TRIM71-like
Exons: 1
Coding region: 33-1703 (556 amino acids)
Molecular function (GO): protein binding; zinc ion binding
Source: RefSeq, a predicted model, not a curated record
AGUUCCCCUAUAGUUACAAGGGUUCACUAACCAUGGACCCCAGGAACAGUGCCCAGGAUGUUGUACGCUGCACCCUGUGUCAGGACUCUGUGGCCCCUAUGUACUGUGAAGUUUGUCAUAUACAUCUGUGUAAAGACUGUGUAGAGAAACAUUUCUCUGAUUCCUCUAAAGUUCAUAAUGUGGUGCCACUUAAACAAUAUCUAACCACUUUGAACAAUCCUAAAUGUAGGAAACACCCCACCAAACUAUGUGAACUCCAUUGUGAACAAUGUAACAUUCCUAUUUGUGCAAAGUGUAUUUCCUCAGAAAAGCAUUCAGGACAUAAAAUAGUUGACAUUUUCCAAAGCUUUGAAAGUAAAACAGAAAUUUUACAAAAAGAUUUGCAAGAAUUAGAAAAAUCCAUUUACCUUAAAUACAAAGAGAUUGCAUCCAACAUCCCAGUGCAGAAAGCUGAUUUAUGUAAAAACUCCAAGAAAUUGACAACAGCAAUUGACAAACAAGGAGAAGUCUGGCACAGAGAAAUAGACACCAUUAUCACAAACCUGAAAUCUAACGUGGAGGGAAUGGAAUCCAAACAUCUGGACAUCCUAAAUAAGCAGGAAGAUGAAAUCACACGCACCAUUUCUGAAAUCACACAGACCAUUGCUGAACUGAAGAAGUUACUGAACUCCAAAGAUGUCUACCUUCUCUUCGAGUACAAAUCCAGGAAUGCUGAAUUCAGAAGAUUGCCUCCUAAACUCAAAAUAUCCUUACCAAACUUUAGGCCUCAGAAAAUCCACACAGAUCAGCUGAUUGAACAGUUUGGUUCUCUGUCAGCAUUAUCUUUUACAACAGAUGAACAAGACUACAGCAUGCCGCCCCUGGGAGCCGAGUCCUCUCCCUCAGACCGGUCAUUGAUGGAUGAACCCCGGGUAAUCACAGCUAUAGCCACAGGGCAUGAGUAUAGAGUAUAUGGUGUAACGUGUCUGAAUGAUACAAAGAUCUGGAUGCGUGGUAUGUACAGAAUGAUGAAACUCUUCAACAUGGAGGGUAAACUAGUUGAAUCUAUCAUAACCAAGUCAGGGAAUGCUCCAAAAGACAUAGUAGUGACAACAAACGGGGAUCUAGUUUAUACUGAUAUGGGUUAUAGAACUGUUAACAUAGUGAAAAAUACACAGAUACAGACAGUGAUCAGACUACUGGAGUGGAGACCUCUUGGUGUCUGUAGUGCCUCCUCUGGUGACAUCCUGGUUGUCAUGGUCAGUGAUGAUGAUAAACCAACAAAAGUUGUGCGCUACUCGGGCUCCACAGAAAAACAAAGUCUUCAGUUCAAUGACAAAGGACAACCUCUUUAUUCAUCUGGUGACACUAAAUACAUCAGUGAGAACAGGAACCUGGAUAUCUGUGUGUCAGACUGUGACGCCCGUGCAGUAGUAGUGGUCAAUCAGGCCGGGAAACUCCGGUUUACCUACAACGGUUCUCCCUCUGAUAAAAAGGGAUCAUUUAAUCCACGCGGCAUCGCAACAGACAGCCAGGGUCGGGUUCUGACAGUAGACUGGUACAACCACUGUAUCCACAUCCUGGAUCAGGACGGACAGUUCCUCCGCUACAUUGACAACUGUCAUUUACAGUAUCCAUGGGGUUUAUGCGUGGACACCAGAGACAACCUCUUUGUGGCUGAGGAGCACACAGGUAAAGUGAAGAAAAUACAAUAUUACAUGUAAAUCAACUAACUGUAUCAAUUAUAUGUAAACAAAGCGUGUGAAGUAUACAUUACAUACUGUGUGUAAACAUAAUGUAAACAAACUAUACACAUUACAUGUCAUCAUUUGAUUUGUAUAAGAUAUAAACACGCUGUGUGUGGAUAAUUUAAUGUAUCACACAUAAACUGACCGUGUCUACAAGAUGUAAACAGACUGUUUAUCUGUAUCUGUUUACAUGAGUUUAAUCAUUCCUUUCCUUUAACCUUAUUUGUUUUGAUAUCAUAUGUUUGUAUGUAAACAAAUUGUUCAUUUAAAUUGAUGUUACAUCUCAAGAAAACAGACGAUGUUUAUAAUUUAUAUGUAAACAAACUGUUUGUGUUUAUGUAUCAUAUGUAUAUCAAUUGACCAUACAUGUACAUGUAUAUUAUAGAUAGACAAACUCCUUUUUCUAUUAGAUGUAUAUAAAGUGACUGUUUUUACUGUGCCUAUAAUCUGUUUUCAUUACAUUAGAAUGAAUGGACUGUAUUUGUUACAUGUGGUAAUCAGCAAACUCUGUGUGUCAUGUUUUAAUUACACAAAAUGGGUUAACAGACAGGUAGCACUCAGUUCUUUACCAGCAAUGGAGCGAGGCCACAAAGGGACUGAGGCCAUUUUACUUAUAUAGAGGAGUGAUACCAGUAUAUCAACCUAAUCAAAAUUCAUAUCCAAUGAGACAACUGUUUUGACUUACCUUUAAACCUUUAGAAUUAGAGUAGAUUUUUGAUUUACUGCUAAUCUUGUAUCUUUUGUUCUAACUUAAUAGAAUCGUUUUGUGUGGGAUAUUUUUUCCCUUGUUGUUUUUAUCUGAAAGAUUUUGCAGAACUCCUUACAAGAUUCUAAAAAUGUAUUUAGAUAAUGAGUAUAUUGACAUAACUAUACAUGAUACUGCUUAUGAAUGAUUGAUGAUAAUUUGUUUUUUUAAUAAAACUUUAA